AUUGAAACGCAGAGAGAAAACGGACUCCAUUUUGUGUCCUUCUCGCUGUGUUUUUAAGAGGCAGUAAGCGGCAAGACAAUCUCUCCGAAGAAAAAACACAGAAAGAUAAACAUCCUACAUUCAGAAUGAGUGGCUGCCGCAUAUUUGUCGGCCGGUUGAACCCGUCCGCCAGAGAGAAGGACGUGGAGAGGUUUUUCAAAGGAUACGGCCGCAUCCGAGACAUCGACCUGAAGAGGGGCUUUGGUUUUGUUGAGUUUGAUGAUCCUAGGGAUGCUGAGGAUGCAGUUUAUGAACUGGAUGGCAAGGAGCUCUGCAAUGAGAGGGUGACCAUUGAGCACGCCCGUGUGCGCCUGCGUGGUGGCCGGGGACGUGGUGGCGACAGAGGAGGUGGUGGAGGCCGCUUCCCAGAUCGCUACGGCCGUGGCUCCCAGGAUAGUCGGAGGACCAACCAACCCAGUGGACAACCGGCAGAUAGGAACCCCCCGCCGAUGCGUACGGAGAACCGUCUCAUCGUGGAGAACCUGUCAUCUCGCGUCAGCUGGCAGGACCUGAAGGAUUUCAUGAGACAGGCUGGGGAAGUCACGUUCGCCGACGCCCACCGCCCCAAGCUCAACGAAGGGGUGGUUGAGUUCGCCUCUUACAGCGAUCUGAAAAACGCCCUUGAGAAGCUGUCUGGCAAGGAGAUCAAUGGAAGGAAGAUCAAGCUGAUUGAGGCAGCAAAGAAGAGGGGUUCCAGGAGUCGUUCCCGCUCCGAGAGCUCUUCUCGUUCCCGCUCCCGUUCUCGUAACCGUUCCCCGUCCCGCUCCAGGACCCCCCGUCGUUCCAGGUCCCACUCCCCCAAAUCCCGCUCCCCCAAGAGGGACUACAACCGCUCUCAUUCUCGUUCCCACAGUGGUUCCCCAGCCCCCCGUGGAGGCGCAGGUGGUGGCGCUGCCCCCGCCUCCCCACCCCCUAGGGCCAAAGAGACCUCCUCUUCCUCUAAACGGCCAUCCAAGCCCAGCAAGUCUGCCUCUCCCCACUCCCCUCCCCCUGCACAGCGUGCACCUUCCAGGUCUCGUUCCAGGUCUCGCGGCUCUCGCUCUCCGUCCACAGACAGCCGCCACUGAGUAUUGAGAACACACUGGAACACCUAACGCAGGAAUACACACAUUUUUAAAUGAACACACACACACUAGUACAUAAAUACACUCACAUUCAGACAAAUGUGAACACACACUAACCCCACUGUUAUAUUAAGACUACAGGGCAGGAACUGUUUUACCCAGCGGUUCUGGCCUGGUGUCCCUGUAUUUUUCCUCAAUGUUUCCUCCCUCCGGCCCCGUCUCUUCUCUUUUGACAUAGCUGACCUUUUGACCUACUAUUGUAUGGUGGGUGUUCUCAGUAAAAGCAUCGCUCUCAAUGUGAACACAACGAGGGCUUUGUUUUCAAUUUGAGCAUUUAGUCUAAAACCUUCAGGGGGUUUGUUGGUUAUGUUUUUGUUCGUAUUUUUACUUGGAAUAAUGGAUGUAAUUCUUGGUAAGGUAUUACAUUUUUUUUUAUAUCAUUCAACGCUCGUGUGGUGAUUCCCCUCUACCGGCUGUUGGUUGUCAGCUCUCAUAUCAUGAACUGUUGAGAAUUCAAGUCCCGUUCCAUGAUGGUUAUGAAUGUGAUUGGCUAAGGUUUUUGGGUUGAACCAUUCUGAUCACAGUGUAGGGGUGGCGUAAAGUAACGGUUUGGGAUUUGAUCAGUUUUUAUGCUGUGAUUAUUUUAUAGAAUGCCAUUUUUCAGUUUGGGGGGGUGUCAGAUUGUGAUCUUUUCUUUGUGGGGGCAGUAAAGAUGUUUUAUCCUCAGUUAAGACACCUUGUGAAAACAUUGGUUGGCUGUGUUAUUGAACCCAUUUGUAUUGAAUGUUUAAACGGAGUGGUUAUCUGUACCUGUACCUCUUCGUUUCUGUAAAGCAUUAUACAUGUUUCCUUUCCGUACACACAACCUAGAGAAUAGUUUGGAAAAUAAAACUUUUUUUAUGCUAAAGCAUGAAGUAUGAUUUCCCCCAGUAUUCGAUAUGAGGGUUAUAUUUGUAUUUAAUUGAAAAAGAACAAGACACAGCAAACGACCAAUGAAAACUGUUUUAAAUAAAGCAUCAAGACAAUUUCUAUGUCAGAACUUGAGAAUAAAGUAAACUUCCACAAAGAA
Messenger RNA from Coregonus clupeaformis (lake whitefish), 2172 nucleotides. Its product is annotated as serine/arginine-rich splicing factor 5. The record is from RefSeq and is a predicted model, not a curated record. Gene Ontology annotation, cellular component: cytoplasm; ribonucleoprotein complex; nucleus. The coding region runs from base 126 to 1106 and encodes 326 amino acids. NCBI's taxonomy places the organism in Eukaryota, Metazoa, Chordata, Actinopteri, Salmoniformes, Salmonidae. The transcript is spliced from 9 exons. Gene Ontology annotation, molecular function: mRNA binding.